Molecule: messenger RNA, 1683 nt
Organism: Cladocopium goreaui
Lineage: Eukaryota; Dinophyceae; Suessiales; Symbiodiniaceae
Source: the annotation of a GenBank genome assembly
AUGGCAGAGAAUGCCUUGGGCAAGGUGAUGGUGAUUGGUGGAGGUGGCUGGGUUGGAUCUGCGCUUGCCUUGGAACUCUUGAGACGCAGAGAGGAGCUGGGCGUCGCCCAUGUGGUGGUGGCUGAUCUUCCUGACGCUUCCAAGCUCAAGUGGCUAAGGCAACAGGCUGAGGCGAAAGGUGCAGGAGCUUUGCUGAUGGAGCGGGUUUUGAAUGUUGCCAAACCAAAGGAAGUACAGCAGCUCCUCGGGCAUGAGAAACCGCAAACCAUCUUCAACUUGGCAGCGGUCAUCGAGAUGAGACCCGAGGUCUCUGAGGCGUCCAUGACUGCGGUGAAUACAAAGGCAGUGGAGUUUCUACUGAAGGAGAUCACAUGUGAACGUUUGGUGCACUUCAGCACCUUCGAUGCGGCCUGGGGAGGGAAUUGCCUCCAAGCAGCCCCAAAGCCUCCAGAGGACCUCCAAAUCGAGUCGCCCAUUGGCUACGUGCGGAGCAAGGCGCGGGGAGAGCUGCAGAUCCAUCUGUGGAUGGCGAAAAUGGCGCACAGCCGGAAGGUCGCCACCGUCGUCCUGCGACCUGGGCACAUCUUUGGGGCGCUGGAAGAUCUGGAUGUCAUGGCAGCAGAUGCCUUGGCAGGUUUCUUGCGCAAGUUCCCACCGGUGCAACUCGGCCCGGCAAAUGCGACAAUGUCUCUGGUUUCGGUGCCGACAGUCGUGGAGGCGGCAGUCCGUGCCGCGCAGAAUGCGCAGAAAGUCAGCGGAAGGUGCUUCGCGGUCAAGGACUUGGACGCCAACUUCUUCAGGUUCUAUCACGAAAGUGUUUUAGGCCGCCGCAUUUGGCCUCUGCGAGUGCCCGGUUUCGUGCUGUUUUUCGCAGCCCUGGUGGAAGAUUUUGUGUAUUGGCUGACGCUUGAAGUUGCAUUGGUGCACUGGUUGCCUUCGGCCAUUUUGUCAUCGAUGAUGCGGAGACUCAGCAAAGUCUGGGAGACUAUCGCUGCCUCGGCUGGAGAAAAUGGCGACCUCAAAAGCUCAGAACUCUGUCAAGAUCUCUUUGAUCCCAAAAAGUGGGCUUUGUGGAUCUGCCCCUCCACGACCUGCAUGCGUCAGCACAACCUUUCGGUGAUGGGCCCGAGACCCACCGGGGACCUGGCACGACGCCUCCAGGUCUUGUCCUAUGAGGCGCAGUUGCUGCUGGAAGUGGCUGCGACUCUGGCUGACAAGGUGGUGGUGGUGACCAACGCAGAGGAGGGCUGGGUAAAUCUCAGCUGCAGGGCAUGGCUGCCUGAGCUCCUUGAAACGCUGGAGAAAUGCGAGGUGGCAUCGGCGCGUUCGCAGUUUGAACCCACAGGCAUUUCCUCGCCAGCUGGCUGGAAGGCUCGAGCCUUUGAGGAGGUCAUUGAGCGCUUUUAUCAGCGCUAUCCCAAUCAGUCAUGGAAAAAUAUCAUCAGUAUUGGUGACGCCCCUCAUGAACGGGAGGCCCUGGCACGCGUUGUGCGCGGGGCACCCAUCUUCAGAGGAAAGCGUUGCAGGUCCAAGAGCAUCAAAUUCGUGCUGCGGCCGAAUAUCGAACAGCUGGUCCGGGAGCUGCAGAUGCUGCGCGACAGCUUGAGAGAGAUCGUCCUGCACGAUGAUGACCUGGACAUGCACUUUUGCACGGAGACCUUUGCGGAUCCGUUACAGUGCUGA